This is a messenger RNA of Girardinichthys multiradiatus, 1165 nucleotides long. Its product is annotated as ADP-ribose pyrophosphatase, mitochondrial-like. The record is from RefSeq and is a predicted model, not a curated record. NCBI's taxonomy places the organism in Eukaryota, Metazoa, Chordata, Actinopteri, Cyprinodontiformes, Goodeidae. Bases 63 to 1073 code for a protein of 336 amino acids. Gene Ontology annotation, molecular function: ADP-ribose diphosphatase activity. The transcript is spliced from 8 exons.
GACGGUGCACUUCCUGCUUUCGGGUGAGAAAGUGUAGAAGAUUAGCCAACAUAGUUUAUUAAAUGCUUCUUUCAUCUAGCAGACGACAUUGGGCGGGCGCGAUUCGUUUGACGAUUACUCUGUUCGGACUCCCGUUUACCGUCUGCACCCCUGGAGCAAAUAAACACAUCAAACCUAUUUGUGGGGAUUAUUGUAAGCUUUACACCACCAGUAUCGGGACCAUGUCCUCCUCAGCAGCCCCUCAUUUAAAGUCCAGAUGGCCACAGUAUCCUGAGUCCACCAUCGAGCGUUUUCCUUUACCUGAUGACAAGGUGGACUGGAAUCAGAACUGGCCCCAGUAUGACCCAGUGAGCUACACUGCUCCAGUUGUUUUAAAGAAACCUUUCUGGGCUGAUCCUGAGAUUGGUUCCUUCUCUCCAAAGUUCAAUGCUGUGGAUGGUACUGUGGACAGGACGAGCUUUGAGGGAAGCUAUAAAGUGGAAAAUGGGAAGCCAUUAAAUCCUUUUGGACGCACUGGUAUGACUGGAAGAGGUUUGCUUGGACGAUGGGGACCCAACCAUGCUGCUGAUCCCAUUGUCACAAGAUGGAAGGUAGAUGCCAGCGGAGCUAAGAUUCAUCACCCAGCCUCCACAAAGCCCAUCCUACAGUUUGUGUCAAUCAAGAGGAAAGACUGUGGGGAGUGGGCCAUUCCAGGGGGAAUGGUGGACCCAGGAGAACAGAUUUCCCUCACGUUGCAGCGGGAGUUCUCGGAGGAAGCCCUCAACUCGCUUUCAUUGAAGCAGUCGGAGAAAGGUGAAAUCCAACAACGCAUCAAACAACUCUUCGACUCAGCAGGGUUUCAGGUCUACAAAGGCUAUGUUGAUGAUCCAAGAAACACUGACAAUGCCUGGAUGGAGACGGUCGCUGUCAACUUUCAUGAUGAAGAGGGCAACAGCGUGAGCGCGCUGCCUCUGCAAGCCGGCGAUGACGCAAGAGAAGUCCAGUGGGUGGACGUGGACUUGUCCUUUGCCCUCUAUGCAAACCACUCCCACUUCUUGGAGCUGGUUGCCAGAGAGAGGAAGGCCCACUGGUAAUCCGAAGACAAAAGGCUCCUCUGAUGUAACAAUGAAGCAAAGCAGAGCCUCAAGAGCACUUGUCUAUUUAGCAAGCAUGGCCCUUAAUGGAA